This is a messenger RNA of Echinops telfairi (small Madagascar hedgehog), 881 nucleotides long. It is a transcript of the gene CD81, whose product is annotated as CD81 molecule. NCBI's taxonomy places the organism in Eukaryota, Metazoa, Chordata, Mammalia, Afrosoricida, Tenrecidae. The coding region runs from base 28 to 525 and encodes 165 amino acids. The record is from RefSeq and is a predicted model, not a curated record. The transcript is spliced from 6 exons. Gene Ontology annotation, cellular component: membrane.
UACAUCCUCAUCGCGGUGGGCGCUGUCAUGAUGUUCGUGGGGUUCCUGGGCUGCUAUGGGGCCAUCCAGGAGUCGCAGUGCCUGCUGGGAACGUUCUUCACCUGCCUGGUCAUCCUGUUUGCCUGCGAAGUGGCUGCUGGUAUCUGGGGCUUCGUCAACAAGGACCAGAUUGCCAAAGACGUGAAGCAGUUCUAUGAUCAGGCUCUGCAGCAGGCUGUGCUGGAUGAUGAGGCCAACAACGCCAAGACUGUGGUCAAGACCUUCCACGAGACGCUGAACUGCUGUGGCUCCAAUGCGCUGACCACAUUGGCCACUUCGCUGGCCAAGAACAACCUGUGUCCCACAGGCAGCAGUGUGAUCACCAACCUCUUCAAGGAGGAUUGCCACCAGAAGAUAGACGAGCUCUUCUCUGGGAAGCUCUACCUGAUCGGCAUCGCGGCCAUCGUGGUCGCCGUCAUCAUGAUCUUCGAGAUGAUUCUGAGCAUGGUGCUGUGCUGCGGCAUCCGGAACAGCUCCGUGUACUGAGCUCAGCGCUGCCGCCGCCCGUGUACAUAGCCCCCCGUAUAUGCGUAGCCUUCCCAUCUCCAGGGCUCCUUUCUCUAACCCAGCCCUGUCACCUUUCUGGGGCUGGCGGCCCGCGUGGGGUACGGGGCAGCUGCCGGCGGCCUGGGGGAGGACCCCGGAGCCGGGCCCCACGAGCUGAGGGGCCGCAACCCCACCGCACGUCCCCGUCCCCCAGGCAGUACAACUGGCGGCUUGAAGCCCUGCCUCCCCCUCCCCCACCUGUAUCUGGAGCCCCAUCCGAGCUGCCCUAGCGCUGUUUACCAUGUCACCUCCCACUGUACUUCCCCAUCUUCCAUUGAAUAAAGAGGGAAACCCUG